Messenger RNA from Anopheles maculipalpis, 4201 nucleotides. Its product is annotated as 5-oxoprolinase. Gene Ontology annotation, molecular function: 5-oxoprolinase (ATP-hydrolyzing) activity. The record is from RefSeq and is a predicted model, not a curated record. Bases 9 to 4019 code for a protein of 1336 amino acids. Gene Ontology annotation, biological process: glutathione metabolic process. Gene Ontology annotation, cellular component: cytosol. NCBI's taxonomy places the organism in Eukaryota, Metazoa, Arthropoda, Insecta, Diptera, Culicidae. The transcript has 2 exons.
AUCGAGAAAUGGACAGAGGAAAGUACAAUUUUGCGAUUGACCGUGGCGGCACCUUUACGGAUGUGCUGUGCAUUACACCGGACCGUACCGUCCGUACGCUGAAGCUGCUUUCCGUCGAUCCGGCCAACUAUCCGGAUGCACCGACCGAAGGCAUACGGCGCAUUCUACAGCAGGAAACGGGCCGUGCCCUGACUGUGGAUGGACUGAUCGAUACAGGACUGAUUGGCUGGGUACGGAUGGGUACCACUGUGGCCACCAACGCACUACUCGAGCGGGCUGGCGAUCCGGUGGCGUUGGUGGUAAACAAGGGAUUUCGGGACCUGCUGCAGAUAGGCAAUCAGGCGAGACCGAACAUUUUCCAGCUGAACAUCCAAAAACCGGCCAAUCUGUAUAAAGAAGUAAUCGAAAUCGAUGCCCGCCUAGUCCCGGCCCAGGAAGGGACCUGCCAGCUUGGUGAGGGAUCCUCCAGUUGGAGAAAGCUAACCGGCGCAUCGGAGUACACGUAUCUCGAAAUGGUCCCGCUCGAUGAGGACGAUCUGCGGACGAAGCUGGCAGAUGUACGAGAGACAACCGGCAUCAACUCACUCGCCAUUGUACUCGCGCACAGUUACGCCUGCCCAGAGCAUGAGCUGCGAGUUGGUCGUAUCGCACAAGAGCUCGGCUUUCAGCAUGUCACACUGUCGCACCAAGCGAUGCCCAUGUGCAGGCUGGUAGCGCGUGGAUUUACCGCUUGUGCCGAAGCAUACCUAACACCGCACGUCGAACGCUAUCUGGAUGGGUUCCGGAGUGGGUUCCGUGAUCAGCUGCGUGGAGCCGAUGUACUGUUCAUGCAGAGCGAUGGUGGCCUCACGAGGAUGGAACAUUUUCGUGGUGCUCGUGCAAUUCUAAGCGGACCAGCGGGCGGAGUGGUUGGUUACGCGGUAACGGGUGUGCGUGACGCAGGUGAGGAUCCAGCGCCACCAUUGAUCGGGUUCGAUAUGGGUGGUACAUCGACCGAUGUGUCACGGUACGCAGGGACGUAUGAGCACGUGAUUGAAAGUACAACGGCUGGCGUUACGAUACAAGCGCCUCAGCUCGAUAUUAAUACGGUGGCCGCUGGGGGUGGAUCACGAUUAUUUUUCCGAUCCGGUUUGUUCGUUGUAGGACCGGAAUCGGCCGGCGCUCAUCCCGGGCCAACGUGCUAUCGUAAGGGUGGUCCGCUGACUGUUACCGACGCGAAUCUUAUCCUCGGUCGGCUACUACCGGAGUACUUCCCGGCCAUCUUUGGACCGAACGAAAAUGAACCGCUCGAUUACGAAGCGACACGGGCUGCGUUUGAAGAGCUGCGGGCGGAGAUUAACGAACAUUUAGCAACGUCUGGUGAUGACGGUGGCCCACUUACGCUCGAGCAAGUUGCAAUGGGCUUUGUGCGGGUUGCUAACGAAGCCAUGUGCCGUCCGAUUCGUGCACUAACGCAGGCACGUGGAUACGACACGUCCAGGCACGUGUUGGCAUGCUUUGGUGGUGCCGGUGGCCAGCACGCUUGCAGUAUCGCGAAGCAACUCGGCAUGGGAAGGGUCGUGUUGCACAAGUAUGCGGGCAUUUUGUCCGCCUACGGGAUGGCACUGGCGGAUGUGGUGCACGAAACGCAGGAACCUUGCGGAUUGGAGCUAUGUCCGGAUAAUCGAGCAGCACUGAAGGAACGGUUGCACGUACUCUCGGCACGCUGUGUGGAACAGCUGGAAGCGCAAGGCUUUUCCCUGGCGGAUGAAGGAUCAAUUACGCUCGAACCGUACCUUCAUCUACGGUACGAAGGGACGGACUGUGCGCUGAUGUGUGCACCGGAUCGGGUAGUCGAGAAUGCGGACCACACGGUGUACGGGUUCGGGGACUUUGGGCGAACGUUCCGGGAACGGUACAAGAGUGAGUUUGGGUUCGUGCUGGAGGGACGCCGGAUCUUGGUGGACGAUAUACGGGUGCGUGGUUGUGGCCGUGCAUCACUCUUUACCGAACCGGACAUACCGGAUGCAACUGGUCCGAUUUAUCCGGAGAAAACAACCGUUGCCUACUUCGAGGAAGGAAGUGGCCAUGAAGUGGCCGGAAGACUCGUUACACCGGUGUACGAUUGUGCCAAGCUGCGUUAUGGACAUCGGAUCGAUGGGCCAGCCAUAAUAAUCGAUCGACUUUCGACGAUUGUGAUCGAACCAGGCUCUAGGGCGAUCGUUACUCGGCGUGGUGAUCUUACGAUCGAAAUCGGUACCGGAAACAAUCGCCCGAAGGUGGACGAACGUUUGGAUGCGGUGCAGUUAAGUAUCUUUAACCAUCGGUUCAUGAGCAUCGCCGAACAGAUGGGACGUGUCCUGCAACGUACCUCCAUCUCAACCAACAUCAAGGAACGGCUCGAUUUCUCGUGCGCUUUGUUCGGACCGGACGGAGGGCUCGUUUCGAACGCACCGCACAUUCCCGUCCAUCUGGGUGCGAUGCAGGAAACGGUUCAGUAUCAGUUAAGAAGGCGCGGUGGUACACUCAAACCGGGCGAUGUGUUGCUGUCGAAUCAUCCCCAGGCCGGUGGAUCCCAUCUGCCCGAUCUGACCGUUAUCACGCCCGUGUUCACGGAGGGAGAACCGAAUCCGGUGUUUUUUGUCGCCUCCCGCGGACAUCAUGCGGACAUUGGUGGUAUUACGCCGGGAUCGAUGCCACCGCACUCGACAUCACUCGAUCAGGAGGGAGCAGCGUUCAAAUCGUUCCUGCUCGUAGACGGUGGCGUAUUUCAGGAGGAAGCCAUCAUCGAACGUUUAACGCGUCCAGCCGUUGGGUCGGGUGCUCCCGGGACACGCAAUCUGUCGGACAAUUUGUCCGAUCUGCGCGCACAAAUUGCUGCCAAUCAGAAAGGCAUCCAGCUCGUGUCGGAACUGAUCGAUGCGUACGGGCUGAGCGUGGUACAAGCUUACAUGGGACACAUGCAACAGAAUGCGGAACUAGCCGUUCGCGAUAUGCUCAAAACGAUCGGGAAAGAAACGCGGGAACGCACCGGGAUGUCGGUGCUGGAAGCGGAACAGCAUAUGGACGAUGGGACACCGAUCCGGCUGGUGGUCCGUAUCGAUGAGGAGCAAGGAUCGGCUGUGUGCGAUUUUAGCGGCACCGGACCGGAAGUGAGCGGAAAUUGUAAUGCUCCGCGUGCGAUCACACUGUCCGCACUGAUUUACUGUCUACGGUGCAUGGUUGGCCACGAUGUGCCAUUGAACCAGGGCUGUUUGGCGCCGAUCGAAGUUAUCAUCCCACCUGGUUCGAUACUGGAUCCAUCGGAAGGGGCGGCUGUUGUCGGUGGGAAUGUUCUAACCUCUCAGCGCGUUGUCGACACAGUAUUUGCCGCAUUUGGGACGUGUGCCGCAUCGCAGGGCUGCAUGAACAACGUUACGAUCGGUGAUGAAGGCUGGGGAUACUAUGAAACGGUGGCUGGUGGAAGUGGUGCCGGUCCAGGAUGGCACGGAACGGGUGGUGUACACACACACAUGACCAACACACGCAUCACCGAUCCGGAAAUUCUGGAGCUACGCUAUCCGAUCAUAUUGCGACGCUUCACCCUGCGGGACGAUGAUAGUGGUGGGGCGGGUCGGUUCCACGGGGGUGCGGGUGUUCAUCGGGAGUUGCUGUUCCGCAAACCGAUGACACUGUCCGUACUGACCGAACGUCGCACAUUGCGUCCGUAUGGAGUGGCUGGUGGAUCACCCGGUAAGCCGGGUCUUAAUCUGCUCAUCCGUGCUGGACCUCGGCCCGGGCAGCCGGGCCAUCGGGCGGUAAACAUUGGUGGCAAGACGGCGGUACAGGUCGGGCCGGGUGAUGUAUUUUCGAUGAAAACUCCCGGCGGUGGCGGAUACGGUGAGCCGGAGGAUGAGGAUGGGCCGGAGUUGCGGCUGGGUACGCAACGGCAGCAACGGCAGGAGGCAGCAGCGGCCGCCAUCGCUUCGGUCGGUUCGUCGAAAGCGUUUAUGGAGCGCGGUAGUGUGUAUGAGUACCGGAUGGCCCAGGAGUCUGUGUGAUGGCACGAGAUCGGGUUCAACUUUAACUUCUAUCUCGUGCUGAUCGUGGUGCUGCUCGUCAUCGUGAUCGUGAUGUUUAAAUAGCCCCCGGGGAGUGGCGGUGAGGAGGAAGUGGGACGCCGGCCAGGCUUUCUCCUAUCGUUUGACGGUGGCGAUGGUGGUGUGUGGUUGGAGCAGAACAA